Messenger RNA from Antrostomus carolinensis (chuck-will's-widow), 1671 nucleotides. RefSeq names its product mucolipin-3. The record is from RefSeq and is a predicted model, not a curated record. Lineage: Eukaryota; Metazoa; Chordata; Aves; Caprimulgiformes; Caprimulgidae. Gene Ontology annotation, molecular function: NAADP-sensitive calcium-release channel activity. Gene Ontology annotation, cellular component: lysosomal membrane; plasma membrane.
AUGGAGAAUCCCGAAGUGGCUGUGAGCAGCUGCAGUGCUCAGGAUGAUGAAAAUCUUUGCAGCUACAAACGGCACCUGUCAAUAUCACCAAAGGGGCUUUUGGAAGACCAGCUUAGAAGGAAGUUAAAAUUCUUCUUCAUGAACCCAUGUGAGAAAUUCUGGGCCCGGGGCAGGAAACCUUGGAAACUUGGGAUUCAGCUACUCAAAAUAGCAAUGGUUACUAUUCAGCUGGUGGUUUUUGGAUUGAGCAAUCAAAUGGUGGUUGCCUUCAAAGAAGAGAACACUGUUGCAUUCAAACAUAUCUUCUUGAAAGGAUACAUGGACAGAAUGGAUGAUACCUAUGCUGUAUACACACAAACAGAUGUCUAUGACCAGAUAUUCUUUGCAAUAAACCAGUACUUACAGCUGCCCAACAUUUCUGUUGGAAACCAUGCUUAUGAGAAGAGGGGAGCAGAAGAGACAGCUCUGGCAGUGUGUCAGCAGUUCUACAAGCGAGGAACCAUUUGUCCUGGAAAUGAUACCUUUGAUAUAGACCCAGAGAUUGUGACUGACUGCUUGUACAUUGAGCCAGUGACACCAUUAGACAACACAACAGUGGGAAAGCACAAUUUGAAUUUCACUCUGGAUUUCCACAGACUGGUGACAGUGCAGCUCAUGUUCAAUCUGAAGGCAAUCAACCUCCAGACCGUUCGUCACCACGAGCUCCCCGACUGUUACGAUUUCACUCUGACGAUAGUGUUUGAUAAUAAAGCACAUAGUGGAAGAAUUAAAAUAAGUCUAGACAACGACAUAGCAAUCAGGGAAUGUAAAGACUGGCACGUUUCUGGAUCAAUACAGAAGAACACUCAUUACAUGAUGAUCUUUGAUGCUUUUGUUAUAUUGACUUGUCUGGCCUCAUUGAUCCUUUGCACACGAUCAGUGGUUAAAGGAAUUCGGCUCCAAAGGGAAUUUGUAAGCUUUUUCCAAUAUUACUAUAAGAAAGAAGUAUCUUUCAGUGAUCAAAUGGAAUUUGUCAAUGGGUGGUACAUCCUGAUUAUGGUUAGUGAUGUCUUAACUAUUGUUGGAUCAACUCUAAAGAUGGAGAUACAAGCCAAGAGCCUGACAAGUUAUGAUGUCUGUAGCAUACUUCUAGGAACAUCCACUAUGCUUGUGUGGCUUGGAGUCAUUCGCUACCUAGGUUUCUUUCAGAAGUAUAAUCUUCUCAUCCUAACACUGCGAGCAGCAUUACCCAAUGUAAUGAGGUUCUGCUGUUGUGCUGCUAUGAUCUACCUGGGCUAUUGUUUCUGUGGAUGGAUUGUACUGGGACCAUACCAUGUGAAGUUUCGCUCUCUGAACAUGGUUUCCGAAUGCCUUUUUUCAUUGAUCAAUGGAGAUGACAUGUUUGCCACCUUUGCAAAAAUGCAGCAGAAAAGUUACUUGGUUUGGUUAUUCAAAUACCUCUACUCCUUCAUCAGUCUGUUCAUCUAUAUGGUGCUGAGCCUCUUCAUUGCACUCAUUACAGAUACGUAUGAAACUGUCAAGCACUACCAGCAAGAUGGCUUUCCGGAGACAGAACUUCAGAGAUUUGUAUCACAGUGCAAAGACUUACCAAACUCCGGCAGGUACAGGCUAGAGGAGGAGAGUUCUGCAUCACUUUUCUGUUGUUGUAAUGGUUGUAGUGAACAUAUUUAA